Molecule: messenger RNA, 27322 nt
Organism: Toxorhynchites rutilus septentrionalis
Lineage: Eukaryota; Metazoa; Arthropoda; Insecta; Diptera; Culicidae
Exons: 26
Coding region: 1325-10840 (3171 amino acids)
Molecular function (GO): serine-type endopeptidase activity
Source: RefSeq, a predicted model, not a curated record
UGUUGUCCUGAUGCCAUGUCUCCGCGCUACGCUGUGACAUGUGAUCAAGUACAUAAGGAGUUAUAUACCUUCGUGAGUACAUAAGCAAGGAAACAGUAGCAGCAGCAGCAGCAGCAGCUAAGAAAAUUGCAGGAAGAAACGAUGUUCUAAAUAUGUGGAAACAACCUAGGCUAAUACCGGACGGUCUGGGAAAAGUGCAUAGUAAUAGUUCAUAUAUGUGUAUCUAUGUGUGUGUAUGUGUGUCAAUGUCUCCGUCUUUUUGGCUUUGGGGUGGCGGCGACCCGUGUGUAAGUUUGUGAUUUAGUAGUUUCGUCGUUGUGCUGUAGAACCGUGAAUUGUUUUCCAGUGCUUUUUUCAUCCUGGUGGAAAUCGUUAUAUUGAAGCCAGCGGAAAAGGAGAGUUGAGAAAUAUGGAUGACAAGGCUGUCUUAUAACCUCACUGGGCGGUGAGAGAUAAAGAGCGAGAGUGUUGUGUGCGUGGGAAAGCGCGGACGGAUGUGUGGCGCGGAGGAAUCCUUGUGCCGGAGUAAAUAGUGCAGGAGCGGAAAAUGUGGGGCAUGGGACCGAGCGAAUGGGAUGAUGAUGUUAGAACAAUGUUUCCCGCUCGACGGUGGUAAUUGGAAAUUUCGUCAGUGGGUGAGCGUGUUGAGCGGAGAAAUGAGUUGUAAUUACGAUAAUAGUCUGCCCGAUCAGUGGAAAUCGAUUAUCGGUUUGGAGGAUUUUCGCUGUUAACUUAAAGAGUGAUGAGCACUUCAGUUGAUGAUAGUUGUGGAAGUUAUAACCUUCAUAUAGUCAGAAUAGUUCUAGGAUAAUUGCAUAGAAGUCGUUACCAAUCUAUUCGAUAAGAGCAAUGCAAAAUAAGUGUUAAAACAGAGCGCAAUAUUAUCCAAAUCGCACGUAGUGAAUAUUAGUAAUAACAACAACAGUCAAUGAUGGUGUCUUGGGGAAAACGUGACGUGUUGUGUUUUCCUGCAAACUCAUUGAUUUUGGAUUAGCCACAGAGCAACAAACAACGCAGAAAACCAGCGAAGACCGUAAAGAAUAGCACCUUGUGUGUAUCAGCUGCAGACGGCGGCUAAGGUCCGCAUCGAUGAAUCGAAGGAAUUAAGACCUGCAGCAUUGCAAACCAAACCGAUUGUCACCGAACCAAACGUGCAACUCAAAGCAAGCAAUGUGAUGGCGAUAGGUAUCGCACCGUAAUCCAAUUUGGACAAGCUAUCGCCCGUCGUCCGGAGGAAGAGCAGGCGGCUAAGGUGCCCCGUUGUGUGGUUCUGUGUAGCGGUGAAAAUAUAAUCCCAUUCCGGGGAAGUUCCGGCUAAGUCAAUAUGAAGCCAACAGUUAUCCUAUUCACGAUCGGUUGCGUUGUGCUGGGGACGGCCUUCGUGAGUGCUCAGAAUUCCGCCAGCAGUGAUCCAGCUCCGGGUCGGUCGCCCGGUCCGCCCGGAGUGCUGGAGCUUACUGAAUCUGAGCACGGUGAAGCGGUCGAUGUUCCGACGUACAUCUUUACCAAGGAUGAUGAUGAUGACAUUGACAACAACCGGGCGCCACCGUUGAUGUCGAACGACGUUCUGGAUCCGCUGGAUGAGGGGGAAGAGCACGGGGAGGUGGGUAAAGUGGCCGAUCCAGAACGGAUCGUAAGUGAUGUCAGCAGUGAAUCCUCUGGUGUGAGCGACGCACCGGUAAACGUUAAUGGUGGGGAACGAUCAAGUUCUGCUGCCGCGAGAGAAAUCGCGGCCGACAAUCAGCUCCGUGAACCGGGUGAAAACUCGUUGCCAGAACCGUGUUCUCGCAGUGUUGAUGAUUAUUUGAAGCCCAAUGAUAAGAUAGUACGGGUUGACAUCAGUGAAGCGGUGCGAAAGAAUGACGUCGAUAGACUUCAGGUAGAUAUCGUGCACGAUGUGUUUGAUGCGACUAAUGGGAUCGUCUCAGGCGUUGAAUACAGAGUCGAAGUGCGCCGCCCGAAGGAGUCGGAAAUCCGUGACUUCUUCAUCGAAUCGCUCGAAAGAGUCCUGGCCGGGGACGGCACACGCGGUGGCCAUCUGCCAGCGGGGCGUUUCUUAGAUAGCAACCAACUUUCGAACUCAUUAGCGCCCCACCUGGGCGGCGAGGGCUCCAACAAAGCCGGCACAGAUUAUCAGCUUCCAUCGAACACGUGGAUCGAAGAUCUGCAAGCGGAAUGGACCAACGGUGGACCCGGCGGUGGGCCAGGUGGGGACGAAAAACAAGCAUGGCGAACGCGAGACGAUUCGAUCCGCUGGAACUCAAUCCGGUCCAACAUCGACAGCUAUUUCGACCAAGAGGACGACCAAUCGAACGAGUUGGAUGGCGCGUUUCUUCCAAACGAGUGCCCCCGCAAUGUGUGGAAGCAGGAUCUGAUGUUUGACGACCGCAUGGCCAUGAAUUGGAGCGUCCCGGUCGAGGAGUGGAAUCUGUACAAUGAUUUAGGUGAUAACGUCGGUAGCAGUAGUAGCGCUAGCGGUAACAUCGACUAUAGUUUAGAUGGCAACGUCCAACGCAACAGAACUGUCUAUUUUAGGAUAUUAUAUCGUACAAUGACCAGCCAUAUUGUUCACGAACUGAUUUACACAAUGGUGCUUUUGAAAGAAUGCAAUUUACUACUUAAGGAAACCUCGGGCUCGCUGGACUCUGGCAAGCUGCCCCAGGAGUACGACAACUGUAGAGUAGCUUUCUCCACGCAACUGGAGGACGCGGCUGACGAUCAACUGCAGAACCAGCAACAGCAACGACUACCACCGGGACUGGUGGUGCAACUGACAAGGCUCAACAUCCCCUGCCGAUCGGACGGCGGCUAUCUCGAGUUUAUCGACCCCAUCUCUAGCGGUAGUGUAGAUGGGGCGCGAGCAGCUAGCGAUCGCCUGGUGAACGGUGCCAGUAGUGGGGGACUUGAAACCUUCGGGCGGGACACCGAGGGGAAAUUUCUGUGUGGCAAGCUGGAAGAGCUUCCGAAACACGAACGGACGUUCCACUUCCAGAGGCACCACAACACAAGUGUGAUAGUGCAUAACCGACCGGUUUUUAGUUUUAACUUUAGGCUAGUGGACUACUGUUACAAUGUAACGCUGACAGCUAGCAAUAGUUCGAUGCUGUUGAGACCGCUGCGAGGUCUCGACUGCCGCUUCAGGAUACACCUCCCUUUCGGGAACAGAGUUUCGCUCCGACUCGUCGCCAAUGGAGCAUUGGAAAGCUCUAAUACAUCCGCGAUCGUUCAGGAACAAAUAGAUCUGAGUGUGGCGCAACAUGACGACGCUCAUUGCUACAACGGGGUCCGUGUAGAAGUGUACGAAACAUCGCAGAAUCGGUGGGUUCGAUGUGUGACCAGUGAAAGUGCGGCUACCGUUCACACGCUGCUUUCUAGUGAGAAUAGUUUAGUGAUUCAUGUAAACAAAUAUACGCUGCUAACAGCUCUGGCAGCUGAAGAGGCAACAAAUAAUAGUGAUCUCAGUGGUAAUAGUAGACUAGUGCCAUCGCUACUCAUCGAAUACGACACACAACCGAUCGAGAAUGUCAUCUCACAAUGUGCCUUCGGAUGGAUCGCGAGCGGUCAAUUCUGCAUCGCUCCGUUCGAAAAUCAAAGACUCAGCUGGACACUGGCGGAGCGGGAGUGCAACCGACAGGGAGGCAAUCUAGCCUCGGUUCGUUCGGUUGCCGAUCAGAAGCUGAUCGAUCAAGUGUUGCUUAAGAGUCCAGGAUACAGGGACGAUAACGCCUACUGGGUAGGAGCGUCUGACAGGGUUCUCGAGGGGGACUACCGGUGGAGCGACAAUCUGCCGUUUACAUAUUCCAAUUGGUUUCCUGGAUGGAUACAGCAAGGUAACUACAACCGGCAGCCCAAUGAUGACGGCUUGAGCGGGCAGGACUGUGUGGAAAUCCGUCGCCAGUUUCAGACACCUCCUGGGACGUCUGCAACAAUGAGUCCUCUGGCGCCUUCAUACAUGUGGAAUGAUCGCGAUUGUGAAUCGCGUAACUUUUUUCUCUGCGAGCGAGUUGGCGUUGAAGAUGCGUUAGAGAAAACCUGGCACGAUGAAUGCAACAAAACAAUCACUCUCACGAUGGAUCGCCCGAAAGCUACCAUCUGGAGUCCGGGUUUUCCUAGGCCUUAUCCGGAUAACGUAAACUGCCUGACCAUGAUCACUGCCCCUCCCGGAUAUCGGAUAGUGCUGGACUUCGAGGAGCUCGUGCUAGAAAAUGAACCACUGUGUACUUACGACUAUCUGCAAAUUAUAGAACCACCGGUCAACAUCUCAUCCCAUUCGAAAUCAUCCCGUCUGUACAAAGAGCAACCUUUGUUUCAAGCACGCAAUCCCCGGCACAGCACCAACAGGAACAUUGCUGCCCGGUGGAAGAAGUCCUACAGCGCUCCCUCAAAGGUCGACAUUGGCGAGCGGAUAGUGGCUACCUUCGCCAGUAAAUCCCCAAAUCUGAUCCUCCAACCAGAAGAUCCCAGCUACGAUCUGCGGAUUCCACCGCCGGAGGUGAGCUCUGGUCGCAUCCCCAGAAAAGUCUGCGGUGAUUGGAGCUCCAAGCUGAAGUUGCUGCGUCAUGUUACGGCAGGACCACUGUUGGCGUUACGCUUCGUCUCCGACUACUCCAACCACUACGGGGGAUACAAAGCGAAGGUCGCCAUGGAAAACGGAAGACAAUGGCCGCGUGUGAUAUCGGAAUGCUACGACGAACGCUUUAAGGCCUACAACACAUCCUGUUACUUAUUCAUCUCCUACCCGGAAGUGGACUGGAUGACAGCCCAACAAGUCUGCCGAGGGAUCGGAUCGCAGCUGGCAUCGAUUUCGACCACCGAUGAGCAGAGAUUUAUCACAACAAACAUAAGAAACAAUCUGGACUAUACCCCUCGAGCUUUGUAUUGGCUUGGUGGCGAAUUGUCCGAAACUGCUCAUUUCGAGUGGUCGGAUGGAGCGAAACUAUCAUUUGAGGGAUGGCUCCCUGGUCAGCGUCCCGAGUCUCCUCGCACAGCAAAAACUCCUUUAUGCUUGGGUCUACAGUGGAAAAUUUCACCGACGCCAAUGAUAUCCUCGGGUCUCCAUUGGACGGCCCAGAAAUGCUCCACUGUUGGUGGUUACGUGUGCAAGAAACCAAAACCAACGGCGGAAGAAAACAUAGCCAAGAACCAGACCGUUAGUGGAACCGAGGGCCGAUUGCUUUCGCCGAACUACCCGAAUCCCUAUCCAGUGCAAACCGAUUACUGGAUUAGAUUGGUAGCUCCGACGAAUAGUCGGAUAAUAAUUCAGUUUCAGAAAUUGGAUAUCGAAUACCAAGACGAAUGUCUGUAUGACUAUGUGAGCAUCCAGAACUUUCAGAUUGACUCGAAUCUUCCGCUGAACCCGGGAACCAAUCCACUUCCAUUGGCGAUGUUUAGAGAGAAUCAACCUGAAAGUCUCUCCUCUGCGGAUUACGUGAACGAUCAACCUUUCCGCAACUUACUCAACGGCGAGUAUUACAACGACCAGAAAAUUGUACCUCCAAAGAGGGAGAGAAUGUAUCGGAAAAGAUCGCUUCUCUCGAACGACGACAUCCAGCAGAAGCUGCAGGAUAACAUCAAACUGCUGGAGAAGACCAACUCCAAGCUGAAAGACCGCAAGAAACGGUUUCUCAGCUCGGAUAAUUACAAAACGGUGAAGAACAGUUCGCAGAGUAUCACAUUAGAAUCGAAUACAAUAGAACCGUAUAACGAUGACACGGAUCCUUCCUUUCAACCGUAUGUACGGUGGUGUGGAACACAUGAAGCUAACAUGAGUCGGUUCAACUUCAUCUCUAGUGCAAAUGAAGCAUUUCUUCGGUUCCAUUCUGAUUUCUCAAUAUCCGGGAGUGGAUUCUCGGCUACUUGGAGCACUGUGGACAUCUCCGGCUGCCCUGUUCAAACAAUAACAUCUCGCGAGGGUUUCAUCAGCAGUCCCAAUUAUCCACACUUUCUCCUGAACAACCUGGACUGCACCUUCAUCAUUCAGGCCCCGUUCGGGAAGAAGGUUUGGCUGGAGUUCACUUUUUUCGAUAUUCUGACGGAUGCUGUCGUCAAUGUGGACAUCUCCGAAGGCCCGUUCGAGCCGUUCCGGGAGAAGAACCUCAUCAACGACGGCGUAUUUCUGAGCAAGGGCGAGCGGCUGGUCGUUCGACUGAAGACGGGCAAACUGCCCCGAGGGAAGGGCUUCCAUGCCACCUUCAAAACGCUGAGUGCGGCAAUCGAACAAAAGUCCAUAAAUCUCACGAACAAAACGAACGGCAAUUUAUUCUACCUUAACUACCCGCAAACGAUACCAUACGAAAUAGAUUUCACCCAACACCUGAUAGCGCCGCUCGGGGAGGUGAUAAUGCUGGAGCUGCACGGGGUGGGAUUCAGCGAACGCGGCUGCCACGAGAGCGGAUUUAUUGAGAUCUACGAUAACUACGCUGACAAGAAUGGAACGCUCUGGCAUCUGUGCAAGCUGAAUCAUGCGAAUGAAUCAAGUCCGACCGCUUACUCGGCUGAGUACAAACUAAUCGAGAACAAUCUGGCCAAACCCGCUCCGAUCUAUAUCACCUCCUAUCUCAACACGCUGCACAUCCGCCAGCGGAACGUUCAGGGCGGAGGAGUUCAUCUGAACGCGACCAUUCGUUUGCAGACGGACAUAAGCUACAAAAUGAAACUUAUUUCCAGCGACGAAGAAUGGGUCGAGAGUUGCAAGCCAAAUCCUUGCCAGUCCGGGGGUAAGUGUAUUAUGCAGAAAAAUCGAGGAAUAUGCCAAUGCCGGGGUCACUUCACGGGACGGUUCUGUGGGUUGAACAUGUGUGAGCUAGAGCCGUGCUAUUUCGGGAAAUGCGAACUGACACAAUCGAGCUUCAAGUGCCACUGUCAGCCUGGAUAUAUGGGCCAACGGUGCGAUGAGAAGCCCAAACCCUGUGAGGAUAACCCGUGCGAGGGUCGGGGAGAAUGCCAUCCGAAAAAUGGGGGGUUCUUCUGUCGGUGUCACGCCUGGUGGGAAGGACCCCGAUGUGAGCGGCGAAUGAUGCACAUUCCCUAUAAACCCCUGUCGGAACGGAUGCUGCAAGAACCCUUUUGGUUGGGUUUAAUUACGGUGUUCGUAGUCCUGGCGGUUAUUGGAUUGGUGUGGUGUGCGAAGCGCCACUUUCCGGAGAAGAUCGAGAAACUACUAGCCGAUGAAGCACACAGGAAUAGGACAAACAUCCCACCACAUCAUUUGAACACGGCCCUCCGUGAGCAGUUGCAGGCAACGGCCGGAACCGUUUCAUCGUCCACGGCAACGACGCCCGCCCAGCAUCGGACCAUCUUCGGACGCCUGGGUAUUAGAAAACCAUCCAUAUUGAGCCUCAGCAGCCCUCAACAAGUUGGAGGGGCCACCGCUAGAACAUUUUCAUUAGAUGAUCUAUUACGGCCCCCUCCACGACGAACUCCGUCACCACGCAAAAAACGCAACAACUCGACACCGACCAAGAAGAAUGUCAACGAGAAGAAACAGAUACUGCAACAGCUAGUGUCGCCGGCGCCGAACGCCACCACAAAGCAAGUCAGCCUCGGCGAGCUAAUCCAGCUGUCCGAAAACCGGCUCAAGGUGAACCACGCUGAGUCGGAAUCGGACCUCAAGGAAACGAGCUUUUCCGAACACUCGCUAUCCGUUUCAUCGAUGGUUCGUCAAAUAUCCGACCCGAAGCUGGAGAAGAAGGUAACAUUCGCGCGACUCCUGAGCAAGGUGUCCGCUGAAAUUAGCAGCGGCUCCGAAGAUUACGCAAAUGGAACAAAACAUUCUAGCGCUUUAAGUCUUCCGACUGAAGUACCGCAACGCGCAAAUUCUGUACCGCCAUCGCCUAGCACAAACGAAAUUCGUUCGCCACAUAGCACUUCUUCCAAUCAGGGAAGUGAUUCGCUGUCUAGCUCCGAGCUUGCUUUGCAUGAUUUCGGUUUGCGGGCCCAGCGAAGGGCACGUCCGAAGGUAUCCAGCGCCGACUCGAUAUUGGCCAUGUUCAAGAACUUUGCUACAUCGAGCGCCGGAAUAAAUCUGCCAUCGUCAAUCAUUAUCUCGCCAUCGUCAACACCAACGGCGUCCAGUCCGCAGGACGAUCUGGCCGGUGAUGACGACUCGUCGACCUCGUCCAUCCAUACCCCGGUCAGCUUCUCUAGCGGUGCACCCGACUCACCCGUGUUCUACCGACAAAGUACAAUCGAAGUACCUGUUCUCGAUGCACUUAGCGCUCACAAAACAACACCCACGACUACAGCCACACAGCAGCAUCCACCAACCAUCCUGCUAGAGAUACCCAGCAAUGGAAUCAACAACAAGUGCCUAUCUCCGAUCAGAGAAAUGCCGACACCUAUCCCAUCACCAGCAUUGACACCCAUCAUGCCGCGACCUCAGCGAAUGCGGUCUCCUCAGAGUCUGCACGAUGAGUCGAUGUCCGUCACAUUCAGUGGCAAUUACUCCGGGUACAACAACACGAAGCCCAAUCAAGUUACAAUUGAAAUUAAUCAUCCCGAAUCCGACACCGAUUCCCCUACCCCAAUGAACCUAUCCUCGCAGAGUGAUUCCACCAGUUCCAAUGGAUCGAGCAGAAGUCGCAAAGUACCCCCACCAAAGAUAUCAAUCUCAAUCGACGUACAACCUCCCACUCCCGAACGGGAGAGACCAGAGCGGCCUCGUGACUUAGUGAUCCCUGAAUUGAUCAUUCAGCAGCCUAGUCCCACAAAGGAACGCUCAGCGGUUGUGAUGUUUCCCGGUUCGCCUCCACCCCAGCGCGCCAGCAUCGGCGAAACAAGCUUUCUCUUCCCGAGUAAACAACAGCAGAAAAGAUUGCUGAAAACGUGGGAAAAACCAGGGUCCCUUGAUCUUCCGUUCGAGCCGCCAAUGAUAACGAUCACCUCGAACAUGAGUGAGGUCGAAUCCGACGCGGACUGUAUGUCGCCGGCCGCAACAGGUAAACCGAACGGUGGCAACACGCUUGGCGUGUCCGGUAGCUCCGUAGGCAUGUGCUAUCUCAGUCCAUUUUCGAUGUGUAUCCGUGGCGAUCGUGCGCCGUCCGAAAGUAAUCUUAGCUCGUCCGGUUAUUCUAGUAUGGCUAGUCCUGGUCCCAGUAGGUGCGGGUCUAGCAAUCCGCUCUGUCCAAGCGAGAUGGAAGAUCCGGGUACAGGUCCUCCGGGAACUGGUUUUCCUGGUCUCAACACCAUGCUGGGCACAAACAGUCGUCGACAAGCAUCGAUUCUCAAAAAGCACAACGAAUCCAGCGGCACUGGAACUACCACCAGUGGCACCAACGACAGGCACGAGUCCUUCAGGCUGAGAUCGGACUCGGAGACGCUAUCCGAUGAUCCUCUGCUGGAAUCCAACGACGAAGGUAUCGGGACGGAUCAUCUGGACGAGAAAAUCGAAGACGGAGAGAUAAGGAGUGCCAAAGAGCUGGAGAACUACAUCGGCAAAGAUUUGAUCGACAGCGGCCGGAAUAUCUUGAACCAGGAAGCGAGCUCGAUGUCACAGCUGCAGCUGCCAUCGAUCGUCAUCCAGUCCGAGAGUGGGUUCGACAAGCUCUCGCCCGUCUCGUCGCGAUCCGAGAGCCCCCUGAGUGAUCGAACCGCAAGCAUGGAACGAUUCUCCACGCAAUUUUACGGCAAGAAAGAUCAGCAGCUGCCAUUUACCGACUCGGACGGUCUGUACGACUUCCCCUCGUCCGAUGGUAAGGGCAGCUCAACGAUACAUCACCGGAAGAGCACCGGUCGGAGAAGAGAGCGCCGCAGCUCGCGCUCCGGAGCUACGCUUUCACCCUCUAAAUCAACCUCAGUGCUGCUGGAAAUACCGAGCAAAGACAAUGCAGCCCCAACGUGCAACUCACACGCCGCUUCCAAGUUCUCGUGUACCACACCUACGCGUAAAAGUCCCAAGCGGCGUCCACUGCACAGGCCACCCAUUGCGAGCAGCUCGUCAUCAACCGAGUCUUUGACAUCGACCCGGGAGUACGCGCAAAGAUCAAGCAAAGCAUUCGUGACCCUCACGAAGGAGACCCACUUGUGCGACUCCGGAGAUGACACCGGUGAGCCCCAAGCCAUUACUUCAUCAUCCAACUCAUCCCAGCAACCCGAGGCACUGCCCAGGUUUGCCUGCGCCGACUCUGACCUCUUCCGGCGCUUGCUCAGUUACAAACUGAACAAACUGUCCAGAGCGUCUACGGUUUCCCCGCCGCAGCAGUCAUCUAGCAAACACUCGACGGCCUUCGACCGCUAUUCCUAUACUAAAGUUAGCCAAAUCGACGACAAAGAUGAAGAUUUUGAUGAUAUCCUAGACGACGAUGAAUACCUCGAAAAGGAUGUGUCUAGUCAAAUACUGCCCAAGGUAACGGUGGAAGACAUCAGCAGGCCCCACAGUAAGAUUGGACGGCUCAGAGCGAUCGGGAAUCAGAUACGAUUCCUUCGUCGACUUGAGCGAGCGAUACGCCAGAAGGACCGUCUGAUAGCCGUCUCGGACGAAGACGCCUCAUCCUCACGAGAUUCACCGAAGGCAACCUCGCCGCUGCUGAAAAAGCAAGACAGCUCUCCGCUGGCCCGCGGACACCAACGAAAGGAAAUCGUCAUUGUGGAAUCACACAAUGAGAGGACGCCACUGCAGACACAAUCGCAGAACAGCACCGGCCUGCAAGCCCAUCACUACCACCAGCCUAAGCAGCAGCAGCAGCUACUGAUGCCAUCGAGUACUGCCGGGAUCAAAUCCCGUCAGAACUUCAAGAUGUCCCGCCAGAAGCGGGUGGCCAACAGCCGCGUGGGUUACAACGAACAGCCCUGGCAGGAGCGCGAGCAAAAAUUGCUCGGCAGUGGCGAUGUAAAUAGUGACUAAGUGUAAAUACUAGCUUAAACUCGAAUAGUGGAAAAUGUGACAUUUUACGUUUAGUAACCACCCUCUUCCAGCGAAAAUCAUAAAAAGGUCCCACACAGUAGGAAACUAAAGAAAAAAAUAUGUCGUGUUAUUUAGGUUCGUUUGUCGUAACUCAAUGCACAAAACAACAUGAACGCAAUCGUUACAAGCGGAUGGCUACCUUCUCAGUGUGAUUUGUGUCCACAGGCACUGUUACCGUUUAAAUGCUAAGCUAUUCUAGCCUACACUUUUCGAAAGAUUGUACGAACGAUGUGAAUAAUGUAAAAUGUAACUAAUCAAAAACCGUAACCAGAGAAAAAAAAACUAAAAAGCAAGAAAAUUCUACAGCAAUACAUAGGACACCUUUUUCUAAAUAAAAAAAAAACAACAAACUCAAGCAAGAGGUAUAAAACUGUUAAACAUAAUACUAAACUAAAGCUGUGUGUUUUUGUAUUCCUUUUUACACAAGAAACAAAACUCACGUUUUAAUCUAAGAAGCGAAUAGCAGAUUUUUUAUUGAACAUAGAAAAAAUUACAAGUCCUCACCUGGCUUGCAACCUUUGAAUGUGUUCAGUUUAUUUACGAAUUGAUCUAUUGACGCGAGCUGUCUAAUUUCACACUGUAAAAAUAUCUAGAGAACGAAACACGUGUAUAUACACCACUGCGAGAUGUCGGUAUGACAUCGAGAAGCGCAUUGUUUGUGGCCGGCCCUUUCUGUAAAAAUAAAAUCGCGCACGAAAAACACAACCAUGUACAUACAAAAGUGCAAAACGCAGGUACAAGUCAUUGCAGAAAUUGAUGCUAAAAGAAAGGACUUCUUAUUAUUUCUACAGUUUCCGAAGGAAUCGCCUAGAACGAACGUUUAACUCAUACACUCAUCCAGAGCGAAGAAGAUGCCUUCGGGAGAGCGAACAAUAGAAUCGCUGGAAGGAUAUCUAGACAUCAACAACAACCAUAAAAAACGAGGCAAACGUGUAGAUUGGUAGGUCACCUGAAUUGAGACUGAUUUUUUAGAACACGAAAUCGAAAAUAAGCUUGUUGCACAGCUGAUAAACGUGACAAGUGACAGAAGACACGACAAUUGAACCGGGUAGCAUUCCAACAGAAGUAGCCGCGGAUGAACCUUGUGAAGUUACAGCAGGAUACAGUAGCCGGAACGAAAAAAAAAGAGAAAGAGAAUACGUACACAUAGAUGAAACAUAACCAUAGGAAUAGCUGCAAUUGUGAUGCACUGGUGGCGGAAUUGGAGAUUCUUCUUUUUGCGGUUGUAUUAAGAUUUAACCUUGGCCUCGAUUGUGUUCUCAAUUGUUAUUUAUUUUGCUCAAAUUUAAGUUGGUUCAACUAUCAUGGUUUACGUACGUGUACCAUGUCUAAAGUGACCAGAUGGUCAAAGGUCUAACGCGGGACACAAAAAACAAAACGUUAUGUAUAUACGUUAUGUGAACAUUAACCAUAGUUUAGCGAGUCUAAACUGAUCAGUAUUAUUUCUUUCUGAGUAUCGUCAUUCAGUUGUGAUUUUUCGGUGGUUUAGAUUUUGUUUACGCCUGAAAAUCACUUUCAAUUCAUUUUUCAUCCAAUUUAGUGUUAACGUAUGCAUUAAGAAAAGGACUAUUUUCGGAUGGCCAUGAAAAAAAACUACAAAAAAUAAUUUAAUGGAACAAAUUUUCCUUAAAUAUUACGUUUAUGAGGCGUACAACAAAAAUUAUUCAAGGCUGUUGAUAAGCAGCAACAGCACUGUCAAGCAACUUCAUGAUUUUUUCAUACUAUACUAUACAUACUAUACAGCACAGGAGUUGGACAUCCUGAUACACUUUGUGUCCACCAGACAUAGCCGAUCUGGUAUUUACAACAUCCUCUCCCUGGCGUUCCUUAACCCUCUACAGACAAGACUCGCGGAUUCUCUUUUCAAAUUAUUCAGACAAUAUUUACAAUAGUCACCCCCACUAGAACGUCUUUAGAAUAUUUUCAUCUAUCACACAUACACAUUGUUUUUAUGCUGGCAGUUUUCUGCUAGGAGUAUUUUAUGUCGAAAGACGGAAAUUGGAGAUAAAUGUUGAGUAGUUUUUUUAGAUAAAUAAAAAACUUGGGCGGUAGAGGGUUAAGCCGGGAGAUAGAAACAACCGGCCAAACGGUGAAGGAGAAUCUGGCCAAAAUGGACAUUUUUAUGCGGAAGCGUCAGACGAGACCGGCAGUAUCUGAGCAGCAGGCAAUCACCCAGAAGGAGUAGCUGCAGGUGCUGGUGAAAAACUUCUUUCCGGCGAAAGAAGUGAAAAACCUCUUUUCGUGCUCAUAAUGGAAGACGAGACGUGCUUGAUGUUAGAAUUCAACAAAUGGCCGGGAACCGAGUACUUUACGUUCCCAAGGUAAGCGAUGACGUCGAAUAUAUCAUCCACAUCAAGUUCUCGAAGAAGGUCCUUCUCUGACAGACGAGAAGGGGAUGUCCAAGCCGCUCUUCUUUCGAGUCAUAUGGUGAACGGGGAACGAGUACGAAGUGCUUGCCGAAACUAGCGAAAGUGAUGUGGUCUUUAUGCCGAAACGGGGAUCAGCCCAUUAUGCCAAAAGAUCACUGGAGAAUAGAUAAUGGAUCGACUGGAGAUAAACAUUGUCGCGUAGACCGCCAACCUUCCCAACAUACCCCAGCUGCGGCCUAUAGAAAACUUUUAAGCGAAUGGCGAAAAUGGAGAGAUAGCUGACUACCAAAGCCACGGAAAGGUAAAAAAACAUGUCGACAUACAUCUUUUCAUCAGUCAUGAUUGAGGUUCCGGCCAACAUUUGCUUCAUUUGCGAUACUUCAUCAAACAACCCUGCCUCUUCCUGUCCAGCAUACACUAGUUCAUCCGGCUUAUUUAACACGUUAAGCCCUGACCGAGCUAGAGGACCAAAGAUGAACUUUUCGUUUGACUCACGUUGGUCUCUGCGGAUCAAUAGGGGACUUUUAUAAAAAUGAUUAUAAAUCUUUAUGAAAAUCUUAAAAAUAAAUCUUUAUAAAAAUCAAUUUUCCGAUUUUGUAGCUGUCGUUCCCUGUUGACACUAUUUAAACAAAAUGUCCACUGUCGGUGCGAUGAAACCAGUUCAACGUAUUAAUCGUUGAAUGAAUUGGAAGCGCUCUUGAACAGUCUGACGAAUAAAAGUUUUAUUGGAUGAACCUCAACAUCCAUUUUAGAAAAUCAACAUGAUCAAAUUGUAAUACUGAAAUAUAUUGAUAUCACGGGACAUUUUCAUUCCUUUUGCCAAAUGCGGGACGUUUCGCGGGACGUAAUCCUACGCGGGACAUUUUGUUGAAAUGCGGGACUGUCCCGCGUAACGCGGGAUGUCUGGUCAGUUUAACCAUGUCUCUAUGAGUGGAAAUACGUCAACUCUGUCGAUUGAGAAAGCACACAGGCAACACCGAUCAGGUGUGGAGCUUCCACGCUAACCAUUGGCGCCGUUGAUUUUCACCAUUAUAAUCCCUGGUUACAUAAAAAAAAUAGAAGAGAUUCCCACCGAAGAGCGCAGCUUUCACCACAGGAAAAUACGUUCUCCACAUCCGCCUUGAAGUGCGCUGCUCUUCGACGCCGCUUUUAACCCGGAAACAAUGUCAUACCACUUCGUACAGCCGACAAAGAGGUAUUAACGCUGAAAAACCUUGAACUCCAAACGUAACGGUCUCGUUUUCGAAAUUUGAAACUUACCUCCCAGUACGGAAAUAAAAGACGUAGUCCUACGUCAAAACAUCGAAACAUUGAAAUUCCAAACUCUGUACGAAAUCUGCUCCCAAUGGACGAAUUUACGUUAGAAUUGGAACCAGAUGGCGCAGCGAGUAAAAUGAUGAUGUUUUGUUUUUUUGAUAUGAAAUUGGUUGAUUUGUUUUGAAAAAUCAGUAACUUUCUGCAAAUUUCCCGGAUUCAAGUAUUCUUUCUACGUUGAAAAGGUUACAUAUGACAUAUGACGAAUGAUUCGGUACAAGUGUUAUAAUUGAGGGGCUUAGAAUGAGAGGGGUGUAAGUGAUUUGAUCGAUUUAUCUACAUCGACUCUCUCUUUUGGUCAUAACUUCGCUGCAAAAACAUUCCCAGCUGUAUUUGACAAUGUGGAAGAUAGGUCAGAACCUCAUCUGUCGGAUUCUAUAUCAAACUUAAUUUGGAACGUUUUUGCAGUCGAGUUAUUAACUAAAUAAAAAGUUGAUGAAGAGAAAUCGAUCAAGUCACUUACACCCCUUGCAUUCUAAGCCCCUCAGUUUAGAUUUUCUCACUAGGCAAAUGAUGGGUGGCAUUUGUUGCGCUUCAAAAUUUGCAGAUCCUUCUCGUAUCGGCCGAAAGAAAGCCCCGGCAUAAUCAAUGAUAUCAAUCAACUUGAAAUGAUGUCGAUUGCAUCGUCAUUAUUCACAGUUUGAGCUUCUGAAAAAUGUCCGGAAGUUAGUGCUCAUAACCUAUAUUCACUAUCAAACAUAAAAAUUUCGAAGAUUAUCUAUGACUUUGGUCCAAUCGGGUGUUAAGACCAUUGUAAAUAGACAAAAAUAGAAUUUUCUUACCAAUUACUGAUGACAUGUAAUGUCUAAAAUGAUUUUAAAUAGAAAUUAAUGAAAAUAAUGACGACCGAAUCGCUCUUUCAAGUCCGCAAAAUAAACAAACAUCAUCACUUUUGUAGUUCUGAGCCCUAAUGUAGGUAUCGCAUGAGCUCCUUCAGCUUUGCGUAAAUUCGUCAAUUAGCUCAGUUUCUUCUGGGGAAAUUGGUUCUUAAUUCUGACUCCUCGAAAGUAUAGUAGAGAAAUUCUCAUUAGCUAAUUCAAAUUUAAAUUGCGAAUGCGAAUUUUUUGAUUAUUGGGAUAAGCAGAACCUGUUGUACAAUUAUGAAAAAAUAUAAUUAUCAAAAUUAAUAAUAAGUAAUGCUCGAAAAUUGACAUGAAGACAACAAUAACGUAUACAGGAAUACCUAUCUUCGUGCUGUUUUUUUGUGCUAUCUUUUUUUCUACAAUUUUCUGUUCUGGUGCAGAGUUUUUUUUUUGGCAAUUUUUUUUUUGUGUGGUAUAUGAAAAGAAGCAUAUUUGACGAAGUUAUCGUCCAUUUAGUUUUUUUCGAUGGUCUAUAUGUAUUUCAUCGCAAAGCAGGGAAACAAACGUAAUUCGAACGGUGAACGGCGUGGAUUUGAGUUAUUUUCUUGGGGGAAACUUUUUCUAUGCGAUCCCCAUCUACCGCACACCGGUUUUUUUUUUUCAAAUUGUUUUCACGACUUCUUAAAGCUACUGGUGAAGUUGUGCAUGAUUUUUUAUGCGAUUUUUUUGUGCGGUCCCUAUCCCCCGCACAAAAAAAGGUUUUCCUGUACAUUUAAGAAAUGGACAAAUUUUGGAUGCCGUUAAAAAAACCUACAAAAUAUAAUUCGAUGAACCAAAAUUUCCUUUAUUGAGCCUUCUACAAAAAUGCACCGGCGCCCUUAUCAGUUGAUUCAUAACAGUCUUGGCGAAAACUGUGAAACAACUACGUUCGAUACUUCGUUCAUACUGCCAAUUUCUCCCCAGAGCGCGAAGAAGUUGGACAUACUAAGGCACUGCUUGUCCGGUGGAUAAAGCCGACCCGGCAUUUAAAACAUCCUCUCUCUCUCCAGGAGAAUGGCGAGAGCGUCGAAAGGAAGCCUGGUUCUGAUGGUCCGACAAUGCUGAGCAACCGUAAAGUGUAGCAGCAGCUAGAGAUGUAUACCGAGAUCAUGGUAGCCUCAUCGUCCCGCGCCUUGGAAUUGAGGUCGGAGCAAUCGGUCAAACUCAGGGGUACGACUAAAACGUCAAAUCCCUCAUAUUGCCAGUGUACCCAAUAUUGCUGCGGUUUACUGACAUUUUGGUUCAAUGAAUUACUGUUGUGUACAACUCGGUGCGGUUAUAUAGUCGAAUAGUGGCUAACUUUAAACUCCAUGUUAAAUGUGAACACCUCCAUGUGAAACCGGAAUAUGAAAAUCGCUCAUGCAGUUAGAAUAAAGCAGCGCAUUUUUCGAUUUCAAUCCUCGUAAAUGAUAUGUUGAUAAACAAAUGACGCCAAAUUGAUUUUGAUUUUGGGUAGCCUAUAUUCAAUUGAUGUCUAACCCCUGGUCAAACUAUGAACAAGUACAUUUUUGCGGAAGCGUCAGUCUAGGCCGGCCGUGUCUGAGCCGUAACCAAUCACCCAGAAAAAGCGGCUGGCAACAAAUCACUUGAGAUGGACCGAAAGAUAGACGUGGUACCGAGGUUCGCUGACCUUCCCAAAGGCCCCCAGCUGCAACCGAUAGAAAAUUGCUUGGCGAACUACAAACGAAGGAGCUACUCCAAUAAUUUUGUGGUCAAACAGAAAAGCAACUAAUCGCCAAUGUCACGACAAAUCUGAAGAACAUGCUGACGAACAUCUUCUUAUCGAUCAUGGCUAAGGUUUCUAUCAUCUACCGUAAGGCUACCCUGCAGGGCGUCGAAUAUUUUUUUAAUAAGGAUCAAUCAAUGUAGCAUUCAAGGAAAAUUUCGGUCCAUUGAAUUAUAUUUUGUAGUUGUUUUUAUUUUCAUCGUCAUCCGAAAGUUGUCCUUUUUUUAAUGCAUAGGUUACCUCAAGUCUUUUACUUGUGUUCAUCGGUUGCCUAAGUAAAUACCAUGCUUAGGAUUUAGAUUUAGGAUUCCGUAAUUUGAUCGAGAUCGACUUUUGUACUCUGCAAUUCGUUCGAGAUCCAAACCCAAUCGACAUAUUCGUGAAGCUAUUUACUAUAUCAAUCUAGCAUUCCCGAAGGCAGUUUUAGAUUUUGGAAAUUUGAAUGAAAAUUAUUUCUUGAUAUUAUUUGAAUACUAAGAACACGUCGUUCAAAUCUUUAACCAAUUAUUUUUCAUUAAAUUUCCUAGUAUUACCGCUAAUCAUCUAUAUGAAUAAAAAUGGAAGAACUAAUGUGUUGGUAAGCGGAAAACCCGAGGAAGGAAUGGUCCGAUUUGAACCUUCUUUAUUUUACGGUAUCCGUCUCGUGCGAAAUAACGCACUCCUAUAUUAGCUAGCGUCUAUAAUAUAUACUCUAUAUAAAUAAAAAUGAAAGGCCAAAUGUGUUGGUAAACGCAAAACCCGAGGAAGGAAUGAUCCGAUUUGAGCCGUCUGUAUGUUGUUGCCUUCCCGUAGAUCAAUGUUACGGAGAGAGAAAAAACGAAAAAAAUUCGGGAAUCUCUGAAGGAAGGUCGAAAAAUUCGGAAAAUUUAAUUUCCAUAUGUUCCAUAAUUACAUCCUGGUAAAUAAUGUUAGUCCAUGUGUUUGCUGAAUGGGUGGAUAUGAGUGACAGUUCUUGCUGGAGGAAGUGGUGACAUCCUUGGAACCACUGGAGUCACCUUGUAGGUCCUACACCACGUACACUCUUUCUUAGCCUUCCUGAACGCAGCCCGCAUCUCCGACACAUAGAACUUCUGACUCAUCUCGUUGACCGCUGUUUCCGUGUUGAAGUGUUUGCUUUGGCGAUGAUACCAGUCAACGAGCAGCUGUGUCCCGUAAUGACCUUUGGCAAGAAUUAUGAAAUCUGCGGACAGUUGCUGUGCAUUGGUGAUACGCAUACGCAAAACCCCUUGGUCGUCCAACACAGGGGAUAGUUUAACAAUUUUACUGGUCUUCUCGAGCUUUAGCCACUGGAAGAUGUUGGUUUCUAUUAAGGAUCACAACUUCAUCCCCGUAUGCUUCGUACUGAAUCAGGCUGAAGAUAGUCCAUUCCGCUUUCUGCAACUCGUCCCGGUUCAACUACCCAGAUCAUUCCGUUGAGUAAUGCUCCAUUUUACGGCGACAGUUGUCUAUAAACCUGUUCACAUACGCUAUCGUACACACUAAUCGUUAUCACUUCGAAUAUCUUUCAAAAUAUAUCUGUUGCUGCCUGAUGUGAUGAUAAAUAAUGAAGGUAUAUUGCACGAAGCUCCUCCGUUAUUUCAACCAAGACGGGUCUAUGGUACUAGGUGAGGCCGUUUCGUCACUAAGUUGGUUAGGGGAGCGGAAUAUGAAAACAGAACGGAGGAAAGCAGAAGGGGAAUUAUUUGCUUGUAGCGUGAAAGAGACAGACUGAUCACGAGCGAGCUUCGGCACUAGCGUAUUGUGUUUUGUUUACAAACAAAACACAGUAGACUUCAAAUAUGGCUGAAGAGUGGUUUUAGCAGGUUGGCCCACCUUAGGAUAUACUUCUAGGCGCCUUGAUUUCAACCACACAUGGAACUUGCUAUGGUCAGGUGUCUGGCUCUUGAUACAGGAACACUGGUGCUUGAACCCAACGACUGUUCCUACUUAUGUUAGGGCCCUUGCCCCAUUUGGUUGCUUCGUCGGCUACGUUCCAGCGAGAAGGAUCCCACCACCACUCGUCCACCUGUGUGUCAGCUCAAGAAUUUCCGUCACACGAAAUGCAACGUACUGCCGAUAUUUUCGAUGAUCCGACCUUAACCAGGAAAGUACGAUGCUGGAGUCGCUCCAGAACACUCUGCGAACUAUCGGCAGUGUAUGAUUGUCUUCUACCGAUUUUGACAGUUUUGCACCAAGAACAGUCGCCGCCUGCAAUUCUAAUCUGGGAAUUGAGAGCAGUUUUAGGGGAGCCACUUUUGUCUUUGCCAAGACAAGUGAGCAGCGAACUGCAGAGCUAUCCACGAUGCGAAAAUAAGCCAAGACAGCGUACGCUUCCUCACUUGCAUCUACAAAAAUAUUCAACUCCAAGGAACGAUAACUUUUAUCCGAAUAUCAAGGAAAAUAACAGCGGGGGAUUUGGACCUCCUCAAGUUGAUCCAACAGUUUAGUCCAUCGUCUCCAUGCAUCGAGUAAUUCGUCUGGUAUGGAAUGGUCCCAAUCCGUCUUGCACAGAGGUUUUGUACCAAUAUUUUACCGUGAACUACAACUACAGCUACCAAUCCCAAGGGGUCGAAUAUACUCAUGACGACUCUUAGAGUUUGUCUUUUCGUUGGAAUAACAGUGUCGCCAAGCUGUGAUCGAAUCUCUUCUCUGAAUAGGCCUUGGAACACAAAAACUUCGGGUGAAUUGGACAACCAGUUGCGUAUGAUGAAUUCAGUUCUAGAAUGUACUUCUUUCACCUGCUGUGCUAGUUCGACUGCUUCAUUCACGGUGUUUGUGCUGUACAGUGCCGAAAAUAUUCACGUUCACAACAUUCAAAUUCGGCGAAUUCAGCCUGCCUUGUAUUGAUAACCUACUGCUCAAGCGAGAGUCGAUAAAUAUGGAAAACAGUAUCAAUGAACACCAGUGGCAUGAACAACAACAUCAGCUUGCCAUGAAGUUCAUUUUUCAUUUGCAUCUUCAUUUUGGCCAUGAUAUUCGUAACGUCGAAGUUGAAGAUCAUUGCGUGUUAGUUGAAAUCAAAGCAUAAAAUUCAACGUUAAUCCAUUGAGAGUGAAACCGAUAACACAAAAUUCUUGUUUUUUGGCGACUUCGGCAAUAGAAUGUAUAGUAUAACUCUUGCUAUGUUUUAUGAAUAUAUUUGACUUGAAAGUCACUAUAAUACAGUAUAAAAAAGGAACGGAACGCUCAACGCUGUUCAACGCUAAACCUCACUCAGCCGCUCAACACCGCACAACGGUCAACGCUCAACGAAAACUAAUGUUGCCUUUUCCGGAUUCCUGGUUCUUUCUUUUUUUCUAAAUAUGAAAAUCAAACACGAUUUUAAUAAAAAAAAAUCACUGCAAGCGAUGAAGAUCAACUUAACGUUCGUGAUAAUCACCUGAAAAUAUUGACAGUAAUAAAAGUGCCUGAAUGCAGGCUUUGCGAAAAUCGUUCAUGCUGUUUUCGUUUAAUAUACCAGACAAAGUUCACGCGUCUCGACUCUUGUGUUAUACUCAUUAUAACAGAUAUGGCGUUGAUCGUCAACAGAAGAGAAUUCAUCCGACACUGGGAAAAAUCUAAUUCCAUCAUUCGUGAAUAAAUUUUGAUAAUUUGUGGCACUGGUGCUGUAUACAAAAUCGUCAACAACAUGAUGCUCCACCAUUACUUUUGCUGCCAGUGGAUACUGAUCAGAGAACUCCUGAGCGUUUAGGUUUUCAAAAACUGAGCUACCGACGGCGAACAGGAAGCGCCGAAUAUCGCGACGUCCGUAACGAAGAGCUCAUACGGGUCUUACUGCAGCUGCAUGGUGGAGCCUUGAAUAACAGAUGAAUUAUGCCUACCUGGUGAAGAGAGAAUACCUUGAACGAGCAGACAGGAGAGUAAAGAAGAGGAAACAGGAGAGUGGGUUCGACGGCGACAAUGAGGAAGAUAGGCGUGCGAAUUGACUAGUUAACUGUGAAAUCUUGGUGUAAUAAUAAAUGUUUAAAAACCGGUGAUAUAGUGAAUUCUAUAACGAGUUGGAGAAAUCGUCUUACCACAAGAACAGCUGUGCUGAUUUGUCUUCCGGUCUAAUAAGAAGGCUUAUCUCGAGUAUGUCUGCACCGAAGACCACCUCAAGCUGUCGGAAAGGUCACAACACUGAAGGAAGCGGUAUGAGCAAAUCCGGACCUCCAGCAGAGCGGAGUUCAAUGAUUAGUCUUGAACUUUUGCCGCAGCAUCCCAGACCAAUCGUACCUUAUUCGGUUUUUUUGGGUCCAUGACCACGUUUAAGGGCAGGUACCAGGUUCGUCGAGGGUCAAAGUUACUUAGCUCCUCAGGAUCAGUUUUGUGUGCGUAUCCUUUAGCUUGAUACUGCUGCAUUUGAUGUCUAACAUUUUCGUAUAACUCGGGCUUGGAUGCCAGACGGCGUUCUAGACAUCGCAAGCGCCUUUCGGUCAUGGGCUUACUGUUCGGGAAUCCAAUGCAAUCGUAUUUCCGAAAUAAGCCUUGUAGCUUGUAGCUUUCCAGAAGCUGUGCGAACGGUUGUACUCUCCAGUAUCUCACCCGCACGCUGAUCAUCGUCAGAUUCCACCACGGAUGAUUUGGCCGAGCCGAUAUCUUAAAAAACUCUUUCACUAAAUUGUGUAGGUCCUCAUCCGACGAAUAAGCGCAAAUAUGGAACUGAUGAUGAACUGCCGUUUUGACGUAGGACUACGUCUUUCAUUUCUAUACCGGGGUGUAAAAUCAAAAUUUCGAAAACGAAACGUUUCGCCGGAGACCGAGAUUUUGAGGAUUAAUAGCUCCUAAACAACUGAAGGAAAUGUUAUAAUAAACACUUCAUUCGAAAGAUAAAAUAUCUACGCGUUAUAUACUUGUUACUAUAUGAUCCAAAAACUUGUUUCAAUAGCCUGAAAAUUGCUUUCAAAACAGACUAUUGAAAUCACCAAUCGGUAUACAGGGAAACUUCGAUAUAACGUACCCUCGAUAUAAUGUCACUCGAUAUAACGUACAUUUUACCUCGAUAUAACGUACACAUAUCCAAAGUGUAGAGGAAAAAAAAUCAAUAUUUUUUUCCUGAUAGAAUGAAUUAUCUGUAUUGUGAUGACCAAACAAGUUUUGUACCUUCAAUCAAUCCCGAAAUACAGCUGGUUUUGUGAUUCCGGAUUCUAAAUGAAUCAAGCUUUAAUCAACAGUGAGAAAGGAAGCAUCAUGAGAAAGACUGGCUUCAUCUUCUGAUUGAAGUUAUUCAUUAACAUUACUAAAACAGCAACACAAUAAUGUAUUAUAGACUACGUUUGUGAGUACUUUAUUAUGCUUCGAUAUAACGUACAAUUCGAUACAACGUACAGUUUUGAAAGAGAAAUGUACGUUAUAUCGAAGUUUACCUGUAUAAGCGAGCACCGCUCGGAAAUCCACUCAGUUAUAAUUGAACAGCGAUUGGAGCAUGUUGCCGCUGUUGUGGUGAAGCUUACUUCGUUCAUCAUGAAAGUGCUGAUGAACGGUGUCACCAAAAGCCUGUUUGUGCACUUUAGGCCAGAAGGGAAUGCAUCAGGACGAAAGCGAUGCCACUGAAAAAGCGACCAAGAAAGUACCAGCAUCGAAAAAACGGUUCCGCUUGAGGCAUCGGAGCAGCCGCCGCACAUACACAUACACGCGCGCAACUCUUUUCGUUUGGUUGUUAUCCAGCAUCGAGAAGAAUCUGGUAAGAUGUUAUCGUUGCUGAAAAAUAAUCUGCCAGUUCCCAUUAGAAUUGAAAAUUACAUUCAAGCGAAUGAGUUUAUUUUAAUGUUUUCUGUCCAUAUAAGACUGCAACUAAAUACAUUUGGUUUUGUGAUUUUUCAAACAAGUGCAAUUAGCGGGUAAGCUUCUGAAGAUUGUUCUUCCCCAUCAGUAGAAUAUUUUCGUAUACAAUAUUGCAUAAAACCUUGCGCGUAACGCUCUCGUUUUCGAAGUCUCCCAAAUAUUCAUUUAUUCAUUCAUUCAGAAUGAAGUCAGAUUCAACUUCAAAUAAAAGAUCACUAAAUCAACGAUAGUCCUACGUCAACCUUGCGGUUAUACAACAUAUAUAACACACUUUCUGUUUUUGCUUCUGCGUUCAACGUUCUAUAAAUUUCCAACCCAACCAUAUUUUGGUCGCCAUCGGAUCACCUUUUGAACCUUCCCGAAGCAUCAAGGUUGCCUUUAGGAAUGAGUUGUCCAAACGUUCCAGAAUUGUAGGAGAUGCUGAUUCAUAACUGUGCACGGAUCAACCACGAAGUUGUGGAAACUGUUUACGCAGUGCUGAGUAGUCCAACGAUUAAACUGGAAGAUACAAGUUCUUCACAGUGUGCAUCUUUUUCAGAACGUGCCGCUUCAAACUCCCCAGGAUCGAGAUCUCCAUCUUGUCUAGUUGUGAAUCCCCUUCCAUGCGCUCAAUGUCACUAGUCCAUUGCAGACAGAGGGGAUGGAUAUCGUCCUAGCUUUCGCGCUGUUGCUGAUUCUAACAGUAUGAUCGAUGAGCCGUCAUCAAGGAACGCAUAAGUCCGAAUGGCCCUUCCGUUGCCGUGCAGCGUCACUGGAAUCACCUGGAAAAGAAUCAAAGACUGUAGUUGACGAUGGAGCGUGCUUCUAGUAUUCGGGACAUCGAUCGUCUGCGAUAAUUCUGGUUUUCCGGGAUGGAGGAGUUUGUGGUGUCUGUCGUCGCAUCCGUUCUCACCACACAACCCUACUUUACACGGAAAUUUUCGGUGACCAAGGUGACCAUCGCCGACACAAUCAUCGUUCUUGGACUAGUUUCCAACGGUCACCAAGCGUCAAGUUCCGAAAGGUGGUAAAGUCCUUGAUUUUAUGACCUUCCUUCACAUAGGCUGUACAGGGUUUGGGUUGAUAUUCCUUACGAAUCAAAUUGUUUGAUCCGCUGGCUGCGUAGUAUGUAGAUUUCUCAGUAUUGUGUGCGUUCACGAAUAAUUUUUCUUUUGGUUUUUGUUUAUCCUGCUUACCAGCUCGUUGACCAUCUGUAUCGUGGGUAAAAGUGACAUCGCUUGCUGCAACCACGAUCUCGUCCAUGAACGAACCGAAGGUGGAAAGAUCAACAACAGGACGAGUUCGUUUGAUAAGCGACCAAUUCAGUUCGAUAUUGACUGGUAACUUUUCCACCAGUUCCUGCCUCCUGCUAAUAGACGGGAUCUGCCAUUUGCUGUGAGUUGUGACCGUGAAAUGAAAAUGGUGGGGAAACUGGUACCUCGUGAAUAGAAGUCGAAUUGGCUGCCAUGCAACUAACCAUAGGAGUAACUAUCGAGGACAAGCAAGCGGAGACUGUAUGAACGGAAGAGUUAUUCGCAUUCGAUUGAGGAGUGCUUCUGUGUGGCGGUAUGAAAGCCUGAAGCAGGAAGGGGGGACUACAUGGUUCGGUCGGCGUAGGAGGAGUAUAAUUAAUUAUUGAUUCUAUAUUUCGUAUAUUUAGCGGCGUAGACUCAAAAGUGGGUUGGCUCGCUGCGCAUAUCGAAACAGCUCCAGUAGAUCUAGAUCACGCCUGACUUACCGAUCUGCUUAUGGGAAACUCAUAUAAUGGAAUUCUUUCCGGCAUGGAUAAUGGUACCGGUGGCUGGUUUUGGUGUGCGACUGACUGAUCACUGAUGGUUGAGCGGACUGCUUAGCCGCCAGCUGCAUCCGAAGGCUGUUCUGGAGCUCGAACAGCUGCUUUGUCAAUUCUUCUGUCGUCGACGUUGCGGAAAUAUUGAAGUCCACCACAGUCGGUCGAUUGCAAUGACCGGGAGAGAUUUUAUGCGAACCGGAAGCGUAUCGCUGUUUCGUCGAUCACUUGUACAGUAGACGUCAUGGAGUGGAGAAACGCCCUUUGAAAUAUCCGCAAAAGUGCGUUCCGAACGUUCCUUCAAAGAGCGCUUCUGUUUCUCCCAGCGACUCUUGUAAGUUUCACAAGCUGAGAGCACGUGUGGAGUUCCCCCGCAAUAUGGGCACUUAUGCUCAGUCGCACUGCAGGAUUCCCCCACAUGUUGCUCUCCACAAGUUGCUCAGCGCUAAUCUGAAGUGUGAUCAACUGACUUGCAUUUUUGGCAAGUCAUGGGCUUUGGCACAAAGAGUCGCACCGGCAGUCUCAAUUUGUCCACCAUGACGUAGUAAGGGAGAGCGGAACUAGUAAAACUUACUCGAAACGAGUCGGACGGCGUGAAUUUAGUUUCUCUCCCUUCCUGGGAGACUUUGCCUUGUUGGAGGCAGUCCAAGAUCUUGACUUCCAUCGAGGGGAGCUUCUUGAACUUUCCAAUUCCUUUUUUAAUAAAAUAACACGUCAGACCCGUUUCUGUUAUCACCCCCGCAACUUCUACGUUAUGGCAGGGCACGUAUGCGCGACAUUCUAAAAUGAACUGCUGGUCGACAACAAUGGCGUUAGCUUGCAUCCGAUCUGCCACAACGUUUUUCUUAUGUUAUAUUGAGUCUACACAUUCAUAUGUAAUCCACCAAAAAUUCCUGAUACUCAACGAAAAGAAACUCCUCUUCCGCCAGCGAUUAGCAAUAUGUUAGAAAUAUAUCAAUACAUUAAAAAUUCGCUCAAUACACACAGAAAACCGCACCGAUAGUAGAGUUUAGCCGGAAGCCGGAAAACCUCCGAAUAGGCCCUCCAUAGUUAUCAGUUCUAGUCAGGAUACAAGAGCGUGACCUAAAAAGGGCAACGUCGAUGUUUUGUUUCAAACUCAUGCUUCUUGUUAACAUUAGAUUCCAAUUCCAUCCUAGUUCUACAGUGACAGUGAACCAAGUCUUGCUUACUAGUUAUAUUUGAGAGUGGAAAACCAAUUGUCUGACAUCCACCACACAAACCACUCAACAGCAAUUGCUUGCUAGGUAAACAACUAUUGAAACAUACGGGUCUUUCUAUCUAAGUGUAAAACUUGCAUGAAUGCUUGCCUUUUUUCGACGACGACAAAUCUUUAAUUUUAAGCUGAUCUCAUUCGUCUCUAUAUCUAUAUAUGUCCUAUGAUGAAGACACAAAAAAAGCAAAAAAUGUUCCUGCCUCCAAUUUCAAGCGUGCUUCUCUUUUGAAUGAAUAAAACGAAAAUGUGUAUGCAUGCUGCUUUAUUCUUUACACAAACUUUAAACCAAAGAGAACUCAACUUUUUCGAGCAAGAUGAGACAAAGUUGAUCUACUUCCGUCUGGGAGGACUAAUGUGUCCCCAAGAAAUAAAUCCUACUCACUCUAUGUCCCCUUCACGUGAAGAAACACGGUCGAUUAAUAAUCUGCGAAACCCUUCGCUCCCCAAAAAUGGUGGACCAAACGAUUUAUUACUGACAAGAGAAAAUAAAUGAACAAAACGUUAAGUAUUGCGGAACUAGAGAUUUAAUCGGUCGAAGAUAAGUAAAAAAAAGUACAUUUAUAAUGAGAAAUACACGACUUCUGUGAUAACCAAAUUUAAUUAAAAAAACUUUUUUAUAAAACAAACAAAGAAGACAAAUGUUACUCAUAAUACUAUGGUAAAGUUUAAUGCAAGACAAACCAAUUUAAAUGUGAACAUAUUAACAUUAAGCAAAGUUUUAAGGUUCAAUUAAUUCGAGAGUUUGUGUGUGUUGUUCAUUUUCAUGGAAGCAAAUCAAAAAGAAGUUGUUAAUUCCUGUUUGAGUCUGCAAUUUAAAACAUUAAAUAAUAUUCAUAUACCUACCAUUGAUAAUGAUGAUGUAUACAACUCCCCCCCCCCUCACACACACACAAUGAACUAAUGUCUCCUCCAAAGAGAACAACUCGCGUAUUGAAUUGCACCAUAUAUCACCAAGCUAUCAGGAUGAAGCACCACUGGAAGCUUUCUGUUUUCUUCAACAGCAAUAAAACAUGGAAAAAUUGAUCACAUUUCCACUGACAGAAACGCAAGACACAUACCUUUUUCAACACAACAGACAAUGUCGAACAAUAAUAUCAAAAGACAUGUAACCGUCACUUUCAAACGCAAAACUAAAUCUAUGGACAAUUGGAAAACCGAGAACUAACCAGAUUGCAAAACAAAUAUACCAAUAUGUGCACUUUUCAUUCCAUAUAGUAGAUGUUAGAAAUCACCGAUAAAAACAAGAGAUAAAAAAACAAUCUGUCACGGGGCUAGCAAGCAAAUGAAAAAGAAAAGAGAAGAAAACAAACAAAAAAACAGUUCAUUUUAUCGACAAAUUUGUUAAAAAUGGAAGAACAAAUCCAUAUAAUUUUAAGCAUAACAAGUCUAGAUAUGGCUAAAUGAAUAAACAAAUGUAUUGAAGCAAU